This is a messenger RNA of Esox lucius (northern pike), 1612 nucleotides long. Its product is annotated as leukocyte elastase inhibitor-like. Gene Ontology annotation, molecular function: serine-type endopeptidase inhibitor activity. Bases 29 to 1171 code for a protein of 380 amino acids. Gene Ontology annotation, biological process: negative regulation of endopeptidase activity. The transcript is spliced from 6 exons. Lineage: Eukaryota; Metazoa; Chordata; Actinopteri; Esociformes; Esocidae. The record is from RefSeq and is a predicted model, not a curated record.
CUCCUGCCUGCAUCUCCUACCAUUUAAAAUGUCAUCUGUGUCUGUGGCCAACACCAACUUCUCCCUGGAUCUGUUCAAGAAGAUCACAGAGAAAAAAAAAACGGGCAAUGUCUUCUACUCCCCCCUCAGCAUCUCCUCUGCUCUGGCCAUGGUGUCUCUGGGGGCCAGGGGUAACACCGCGACUCAGAUGUCAAAGACCCUGCACCUCCACAAAGCCAAGGAUGAUGUCCAUGUUUGCUUCAGCAAACUUAUGGGUGAACUGAACAAGAAAGGAGCCCCCUACAAACUGAGUCUAGCAAAUCGUCUAUACGGAGAGCAGUCUUACAAGUUUGUUGAGACUUUCCUCCAUGACACCAAAAAACACUACAAUGCAGAGUUGGAGGCUGUAGACUUCAUGUCCAAUGCAGAAACUGCUAGACAGAACAUCAACACCUGGGUGGAGAAGCAGACAGCAGACAAAAUCAAGGAUCUGUUGCCAAAGGGGAUUGUUGAUAAUUUGACAAGACUGGUCUUGGUUAACGCCAUCUACUUCAAGGGCAACUGGGAGAAGAAGUUCAAGGAAACCAGCACCAAAGAUGUCCAGUUCAGACUCAACAAGAAUAAGAGUAAGCUAGUAAAAAUGAUGCACCAGAAGGCCAAGUUCCCGCUGACCUUCAUCCCAGAGGCCAACUGUCAGAUUCUGGAGUUGCCUUAUGCAGGGAAACAACUGAGCAUGCUCAUCAUGCUUCCUAAUGACAUUGAGGACGGCACCACUGGACUGGAGAAGCUGGAGAAGGAGCUGACCUAUGACAACUUUGUUGAUUGGACCAAGCCAGACAUGAUGGACUUGGUGGAGGUUCAGGUGGGCCUGCCCAAAUUCAAGCUGGAGGAGAGCCUGGACUUGAAGGAGACGCUGGUCAGCAUGGGCAUGAUAGAUGCCUUCGACGACUUCAGAAGCGACUUCUCAGGCAUGUCACCAAACAACGACCUGGUUCUGUCCAAGGUGGUGCACAAGGCCUUUGUGGAGGUCAAUGAGGAGGGUACAGAGGCAGCAGCUGCUACGGCCGCCAUCAUGAUGAAACGCUCUGACCCGGAAACGUCCACUUUCAUUGCCGACCACCCCUUCCUCUUCUUCAUCCGCCACAAACCCACCCAGAGCAUUCUGUUCUAUGGCCGCUACUCUUCCCCUUAGACAUUUAGCUACAUGCCAUGUGGAGGGAGGAGAGGGUGUUGAAAUAAUGUAUUGCAGCAGCAGUAACUAUAUCUGAUGUUAGACCAUUUCCUACCCUUGUCUAGCUGUAACAAAUUGCCCACGUUGUCGGUUAUGCCCCUACCCGUUGUUUUGCCAUUUUGUGUUAACAUUCAUCACACCCAAACAUAAAUCCAUUUGCUGUAGACUACUUUUAAGCAUCAGUAUGAAAUGUUUUGCCAUUUCUCCUGCAAUCUACUGGGAGAGGAAAAAAAACUGUACUUACUAAAAAAAGUAGGUUAUGGGGAGGGCCAAUAUUUAUGUGUAAUAGAUAAAUAUAUGCAUUCAACAUGUAACCAAAGAAUGUUGUAUUAGUGGUGUAUUUUGGUUUGGUUUAAUUAAUUUUGCCUUAUGUUUUUCUACUCUUCACCUACAACACACUGA